CACUUUGCCAAAGCACAGCCCCCACACCACUAGAGGGAUAUCUUAUAUUAUAUUUUGUGUAUUUUUUUGUGUGUUAUCCGGGGGCCUGUGUGAAUUUAAUUAUGCUCUCUCUAAUUCCCUUCUCACACACAGAGGACCUGAGCCCUAGGACCAUGCCUCAGGACUACCUGGCAUGGUGACUCCUUGUUGUCCCCAGUACACCUGGCCGUGCUGCUGCUCCAGUUUCAACUGUUCUGCCUGCGGCUAUUUAACCCUGACCUGUUCACUGUGAUUACUAUUAUUUGACCAUGCUGGUCAUUUAUGAACAUUUGAACAUCUUGGCCAUGUUCUGUUACAGUCUCCACCCGGCACAGCCAGAAGAGGACUGGCCACCCCUCAUAGCCUGGUUCCUCUCUAGGUUUUGGCCUUUCUAGGGAGUUUUUCCUAGCCACCGUGCUUCUACACCUGCAUUGCUUGCUGUUUGGGGUUUUAGGCUGGGUUUCUGUACAGCACUUUGAUAUAUCAGCUGAUGUAAGAAGGGCAAUAUACAUUUAUUUGAUUUGUUUUGAUCGCAACAGGCCGGAAGUCAAACUCACGGAAAUGGAGAUGGGAGGGGCUACAAUGUGGUACUUUCAGACGCAUGAAAGUAACCUUUACUACACAGGCGUUCAAAACGUGUCACCAUUUCGUGCGUCAAAGUACAAUAUUCAAACGUUCUAAUCACCUGUAAAUGCACUCUGAACAGGUGUAAUGAACACUUGUAAAAAUGCCCAUAACAAGCGGUAAAAUCAAAGCGAUUUGAAACUCUUGGCCUUCCAAAUUCGGAACAAGCGGACACGAGCAUUUAUUUCAGAGAGCGUUCCGUAAGCCACGCCCCAGUGGGCAGAGCUAGGCAUGUUGGACUGGGACACGUUUUAAUAUAAUAAAGCCUCUCAUUCUACAAUGGGUCAGCCUUGGUUCUGUGUAGACUAGUUAUGCUAAUACAUUUGAGACCAGUGCAUUGAAGUUAAUUUCUUCUUUGACCUAAUCAGUGAAAUAUCCUUGAGUAGUAAGCAGGGAAACAACGAGUCCCAGACAGUUCAAUAGAACAUACCAGAGGAGGGCAUCGUUUACUAGGCUAUCAUUUAUUAGGAUCAUCUAAUACCACCAGUGUUGGGAAUACAUUGAGUUCGUUGACAAAACAGACCGUGGAAAGCCUUUUCUUACACAGAUUUAUUUGUCAACGGUCCACCAUGGACCUAUGUAACUAUGCGAUUUAAAUUGGAGAUCAUUUUAUAGCAGUAGCAUAAAAUAGAUGUGGUAGUUGCAGCAGCAUAUUUGGGUGUGAGAGAUUUUAGUGCAGAAGAAGUUGAGGGAAGUGGUUCCAUCCUCCAAGGCAGACGGCCUGGUGUAGGAUCGUUUAAGGCCAAAGUAGUGGGAUGGUGUGCAGGAGAUGUUCACCCCUCCGCGUCCAGACUGCAAAUGAAUCGCGCAUGCGGGAAGCCGCCGCUGGCUGAUCCCGCCCUCGUUUACAUUUCAAAAAACUAUUAACCUGAAUUUGGGCCAGACGAGGUACCAUAUUUUUCUCACAUUGCCAUUGACAGUUUUUUUUUGUCUCUUUUUGGUCCAUUUAGAUUGUAUACACAAAAAUGUAAGAAAUGUUAUGGUUAAAAAUGUUCAUGUUUUACUGUGACUUGUUGUUGGCUCCUAAGUGGACCAUAAGGUUAAAAACCAAACAAAAUUAAGAAAUAAAUUUAAAAAAAAAUUUAAAAACGAAGUAACUCCGCCAGUGUCGCUUUUGGGUCACUUUUUCCGGUCCCAAGCCCGGAUAAAGGAGGAGGGUUGGAAUUGUGACAUAAAAUAAAACAAUAAUCGACAGAAAAAAAGUUCAUUUGUUGUUCUAAACAUAUUUAGAGUGUUUUUAACUCACUUUUUGUCUCUCCCACAGCGUCCAUCACAAUUAUGCAAAUUAGGCGAUGGCGUCAAUUGGCGACUUUUAGGACCGCCAAUAUAGGCACUUUUUCUGAAAGACUAGCCAAAUUUCCAUAUCGAUCAAUGUGAUUUUCACUUCUUUCCACAGAUUCUCGAUUGGAUUCAGGUCUGGACUUUGACUUGGCCACUCUAACACCUGGAUAUGUUUAUUUUUGAACCAUUCCAUUGUAGAUUUUGCUUUAUGUUUUGGAUCAUUGUCUUGUUGGAAGACAAAUCUCCGUCCCAGUCUCAGGUCUUUUGCAGACUCCAUCAGGUUUUCUUCCAGAAUGGUCCUGUAUUUGGCUCCAUCCAUCUUCCCAUCAAUUUUAACCAUCUUCCCUGUCUCUGCUGAAGAAAAGCAGGCCCAAACCAUGAUGCUGCCACCACCAUGUUUGACAGUGGGGAUGGUGUGUUCAGGGUGAUGAGCUGUGUUGCUUUUACGCCAAACAUAACGUUUUGCAUUGUUGCCAAAAGUUCAAUUUUGGUUUCAUCUGACCAGAGCACCUUCUUCCACAUGUUUGGUGUGUCUCCCAGGUGGCUUGUGGCAAACUUUAAACGACACUUUUUAUGGAUAUCUUUAAGAAAUGGCUUUCUUCUUGCCACUCUUCCAUAAAGGCCAGAUUUGUGCAAUAUACGACUGAUUGUUGUCCUAUGGACAGAGUCUCCCACCUCAGCUGUAGAUCUCUUCAGUUCAUCCAGAGUGAUCAUGGGCCUCUUGGCUGCAUCUCUGAUCAGUCUUCUCCUUGUAUGAGCUGAAAGUUUAGAGGGACGGCCAGGUCUCGGUAGAUUUGCAGUGGUCUGAUACUCCUUCCAUUUCAAUAUUAUCGCUUGCACAGUGCUCCUUGGGAUGUUUAAAGCUUGGGAAAUCUUUUUGUAUCCAAAUCCGGCUUUAAACUUCUUCACAACAGUAUCUCGGACCUGCCUGGUGUGUUCCUUGUUCUUCAUGAUGCUCUCUGCGCUUUUAACGGACCUCUGAGACCAUCACAGUGCAGGUGCAUUUAUACGGAGACUUGAUUACACACAGGUGGAUUGUAUUUAUCAUCAUUAGUCAUUUAGGUCAACAUUGGAUCAUUCAGAGAUCCUCACUGAACUUCUGGAGAGAGUUUGCUGCACUGAAAGUAAAGGGGCUGAAUAAUUUUGCACGCCCAAUUUUUCAGUUUUUGAUUUGUUAAAAAAGUUUGAAAUAUCCAAUAAAUGUCGUUCCACUUCAUGAUUGUGUCCCAGUUGUUGUUGUUUCUUCACAAAAAAAUACAGUUUUAUAUCUUUAUGUUUGAAGCCUGAAAUGUGGCAAAAGGUCGCAAAGUUCAAGGGGGCCGAAUAUUUUCGCAAGGCACUGUAUAUGGAAUAAUCAGGAUAUAUUGUAUAGAAAUACUUCUUUGUUUUUAGAAUAUUGGUCCCGAAAUAAUAUCCUAUUGGUGAGCCAACUGGUAAAUUCAAAGGGUCUUUUACUCAGUUAUAAGGAAUUCUUAUCACUUUACAAGGUCCCUGUAACACCUAAAGAUUUUGCAAUUGUUUUAGAUGCCAUUCCUUCAGGUGUUGCUUUAUUAUGCAGGAACGUGUCAAGACCUGACCCUCAGUGCCUACCUUCCGUUGACCCUGUUGACUCAUCAGUAGGAAAGAUUUGUUUCACUUUUGGUCCAUUCAACAACAGAGCGAUAUGAACCUUGUUUCAGCAGGAUGUUGUAUCUAUACUUUAUGUCAUGCCUUAUUGGAAUGGAUUUAUUGAUAUCUGUUGGGAAAAAGUUUGGCUGUUGCCACACACAUACCUACUUGUUAACAAAAUUUAAGGAAGUUUCCUUUAAAAUUAUUCAUAAAUAUUAUCCUGCCAACCACUAUAUGAAGCUUAAAGAAAACAUCAACUCAAAUUGGUACUUUUUUAAUGACCACCCAGAGACAGUGUUGCAUCUUUUUUGACAUUGUAUUUAUGUAAGAAAAUUGGGGCAAGACCUCAGUAGAUUUAUAAUUGAACACAUUUAUGAAGAACUUACACUAUUGUGGAGAGAUGUACUGCUUGGAGUCUUUACAUACGAUAGAAAUAAGCUGAAACAUUUUUAUGUAAUUCAUUUCAUUAUUCUUUUGGCCAAAUUUCAUAUUCACAAAUGUAAAUUUACAAACAAAAAAAAUACAUUUUCUUACCUUAAAAGAAAUUGAACUGUAUUUUAAGACAAUGAAAUACUCUACUAACAAAAAAGCUGUUAGAAUUAUAAGUGUAUGUAUGUCCCUUAAGGUCCUUGUGUAAUGUGAUAUUGUACCCUCUAGCACAAUUAUCCAUUGUAUAUUAUUCAUAUAUACUUGUGUUCCCUCAUGUACUUCCUGUAUUGAUUUGUUGUUAAUAAAAAAAAAUUGGCAAAAAAGACAGCCAAUAGCUACUUUCCUUACUGAGGAGUUGGCAACACUGCCUCUGUUGCAGUGGUGGAACAGGAAGUUCCGGGAAGGCGCCAGAACUGUGUGGUGAAGACGAUAUAUUUAGUGUCCGUUUCACAUGUAUUACUACAGGCUGACCAAGGUCAAGUCUGAGGUUUGUAACAUUAACAGUGAGGACAAACCCAGCCUGCCUCUCUCCUUCCACACCGAGUCCAAACCUACAGUCACUGGGUCCUGAUUGUAACAGUGGAGCCCAGUUUGCACUGCAGGAUCCAGAGAUGGCAUCAGUGAAGCUGGAAAACUGCAGUCAAACACUGGAGCUGAAUGUCAACAUUAAAGAUGAAGAAGAGGAGGAGAAGAUUGGGAAAUCUGUUUAUCACGGUCGACUCAGGUCAAGUCUGAGGCCAGUAACAUCAACAGUGAGGACAAACCCAGCCUGCCUCUCUCCUUCCACACGGAGUCCAAACCUACAGUCACUGGGUCCUGAUUGUGACAGUGGACCCCAGUUUGCACUGCAGGGUCCAGAGAUGACAUCAGUGAAGCUGGAAGACUGCAGUCAAACACUGGAGCUGAAUGUCAACAUUAAAGAUGAAGAAGAGGAGGAGAAGAUUGGGACAUCUGUUAAUCAUGUGGUGGAACAGGACGUUCAGAACUGUGUGGUGAAGACGAUAUAUUUAGUGUCCGUUUCACAUGUAUUACUACAGUCACUGGGUCCUGAUUGUGACAGUGGAGCCCAGUUUGCACUGCAGGAUCCAGAGAUGGCAUCAGUGAAGCUGGAAGACUGCAGUCAAACACUGGAGCUGAAUGUCAACAUUAAAGAUGAAGAAGAGGAGGAGAAGAUUGGGAAAUCUGUUUAUGAUGGCCGACUCAGAUCAAGUCUGAGGCCGGUAACAUCAACAGUGAGGACAAACCCAGCCUGCCUCUCUCCUUCCACACUGAGUCCAAACCUACAGUCACUGGGUCCUGAUUGUGACAGUGGAGCCCAGUUUGCACUGCAGGAUCCAGAGAUGACAUCAGUGAAGCUGGAAGACUGCAGUCAAUCACUGGAGCUGAAUGUCAACAUUAAAGAUGAAGAAGAGGAGGAGAAGAUUGGGGAAUGUGUUAAUCAUGGAGACCAUGUUGAGACAUUCUCUACAUCCAGAGAGCAACAGCAGGAAGAUCACAGAGCUAAGAGGUCUCACCACUGCCCACAUUGCCGACCAAGGUCAAGUCUGAGGUUUGUAACAUCAACAGUGAGGACAAACCCAGCCUGCCUCUCUCCUUCCACACUGAGUCCAAACCUUCAGUCACUGGGUCCUGAUUGUGACAGUGGAGCCCAGUUUGCACUGCAGGAUCCAGAGAUGGCAUCAGUGAAGCUGGAAGACUGCAGUCCAACACUGGAGCUGAAUGUCAACAUUAAAGAUGAAGAAGAGGAGGAGAAGAUUGGGAAAUCUGUUAAUCAUGGCAAAGGCAGGUUCUAUCUUACUAAGUUAUGACCCAGUCUAUUUCUAUUGUAAAUUCUGUAAUUCUGCCAUCACAUCCCUGAAGAACAUCAGACUGUACAACAAAGCUUGUGUUGUUCUUUCCAACACCAGUAUUGUCAGCAUUUGUUUUAUUCACUUGGCUACCUGGAGUGAUCAGAGUGUAGACUAAAGAAGUGAAGUAGACAAACUACCAGUGUUUUAAUGUUCUAUGAAAUGAGUCUGUGUAGUUACUAACCCCUGUGAUAGUGAGUGGAGGAUGAUAUGAAAUGAGUCUGUGUAGUUACUAACCCUUGUGAUAGUGAGUGGAGGAUGAUAUGAAAUGAGUCUGUGUAGUUACUAACCCUUGUGAUAGUGAGUGGAGGAUGAUAUGAAAUGAGUCUGUGUAGUUACUAACCCCUGUGAUAGUGAGUGGAGGAUGAUAUGGCUCAUCAUUUUCACUCCUUUUUGCAAUCAGCUGUUGUCCACUUUUAAAAUGGUUGUAUUCCCCUUUUGUAUUGGACAGUACAGAGCCUUCAGAAAGUAUUCAUACCCCUUGACUUAUUCCACAUUUUAUGUUACAGCCUAAAUUCAAAAUGGAUGAAAUUGAUAUUUAAUAUACCCAAUACCUAAUAAUAACAUACAUAAUGUAUUUACAAAUUUAUACAAAUUGAAGUGCAGAAAUAUCUCAUUUACAUAAGUAUUCACACCCCCGAGUCAAUACUUUGUAGAAACACCUUUGGCAGCAAUUACAGCUGUGAGUCUUUCUGAGUAAAUCUCUAAGAAUUUUGCACACCUGGCUGGUACAAUGUUGUACAAAUUCUUUAAGCUCUGUCAAGUUGGUUGUUGAUCAUGGCGAGACAUCGAUUUUCAUGUCUUGCCAUAGAUUUUGCAAUAA
Messenger RNA from Oncorhynchus nerka (sockeye salmon), 6630 nucleotides. Its product is annotated as gastrula zinc finger protein XlCGF26.1-like. NCBI's taxonomy places the organism in Eukaryota, Metazoa, Chordata, Actinopteri, Salmoniformes, Salmonidae. The coding region runs from base 4572 to 5768 and encodes 398 amino acids. The record is from RefSeq and is a predicted model, not a curated record. The transcript is spliced from 8 exons. Gene Ontology annotation, cellular component: nucleoplasm; nucleus. Gene Ontology annotation, biological process: regulation of transcription by RNA polymerase II. Gene Ontology annotation, molecular function: RNA polymerase II cis-regulatory region sequence-specific DNA binding; DNA-binding transcription repressor activity, RNA polymerase II-specific.